AUGUUCAUGAUCGGGACCAACGAUUCGAAGCUCAUCUGCACCCUGGUCACGAGCUCCCCGCGGGCGCGCGAGGAGACGGCCGAGGCGUACCAGCGGCUGUACGGCAAGUCCAUCCAGGAGGCCGUCGCGGGCGACACCUCUGGCGGCUACGCCAGAGUGCUCGACGCGCUGCUGAAGCCCCGCGCUGAGUACAUCUCGAAGAUGGCGCUGUGCAGGCUCCUGCUGUACAGGUCAAAGCCGACUCUGGUCGACAUCAUGGACGCUUACGAGAAGAAGUACGGCACACCUUUGCUGGACGAAGUUGCCUCCAGGACGAGCGGAUGGUUCAAGAGCACGCUCACGUACAUUUUGCAGGCCGUCGACGACCUCUUCGGCUGCUGGAACGCCGCGCUGUUCCUGAGGACCGAGCUCAGCCAAGAGCUUCGCAUCACGGCGAAGGAGAUCCUGAAGUCGAUGAAGGGCAUAGGCACCGACGAGGAGCUUCUGGUGCGGGAGCUCUACAACCUGCCGCCCCAGUUCCGCGCCCAGAUGCGCCAGGUGUUCAAGGACACGUGCUGCACGGGCUCGCAGACCAUCGAAUCAUGGAUCGAGGGUGACACGAGGGCAGAUUUCUCUGGGUUCCGAAAGCUGUGCCUGGAGCUCACGAAGACACCUUACGAGAGCGACGCGGACGCUCUCCGCGAGUCGAUGGUGGGAAUGGGCACCGACGACUCGCUCCUGCAGCGCACCCUGGUGCUGCGCCCGGCAAUAGAUAUGCCGAAAGUCAAGGCGAUGUACACGGAGAGGGACCCCAAGAAGGGCGAGCUCAGAAAGGCGAUCGAGGGCGAUACCAGCUACAACCUGAAGAAGACUCUGGUCGCUUUUACAGACCCGGCGGAGUUCAUCGCGGAGCAGCUGAACGAGGCGGUGAAGGUGUGGUACGGCACGGACGACUCCAAGCUGAUCCGCUUGGUGAGCGGACUUCGGCGCAACGAGAAAGCCAAGGAAAUCCUCCAGCGUUACGAGGACUUGGACACAACAGGAGUCUGCCGUGCGCUCAUCGAGGAGCUCAAGCACGAGCUCGGCGGCCCUUCGCUGUCCGAAGUGAAGGAGGCGUACUUGCGAAAUUACGGAGUCAGCCUCGAGGAUGCGAUCGCUGGCGACACUUCCUUCGACUAUAAGAAUCUGCUUCUCGCCCUCGUGGAGGACCAGGGCAAGCGCGACGCAAGAUAUGUUUACGAGGCAAUCCGGAAUGAUGGCAUGCCCUUCGGUCUUGGCACCAACGACUCGAAGCUCAUCGCAAUGCUUGUCUUGCGCACGCGCCACGAACGGGCGGAGAUCGUGAAGAACUACCCCGAGCUCUACGAUAAGUCGGUCGAGGAUGCGAUAAAGGGCGACACCAUGGGGUGGUACGAAGAGACGCUGCUCUCGCUACUGCGGCCCUUAGGCGAAGCCUUGGCGGUCUCGUGCAAUAAGGCCAUGAAGGGCAUUGGGACCGAUGAGGCGGCGUUGAUUCGCAUUCUGUGCUUCCACACGAAGAACGAGCUGAGGGAGGCACAGCGGAUCUACGAGGAAAAGUACGGGACGUCUCUCGCGGAUGCCGUGGCCUCCGAAACAAGCGGUUGGUUCGCCAAAGGAUUGGCCUACAUCCUCACGCAGGCCAUGGUGGACGAUAUCCUCGUCGACGAGAGCCGCUGCCUGACUCGCAAGGACGUCAGCGCCAAGGCGAAGGAUUUGGAGAAAGCAGGUGCGAGCGAGGCUAGUUAA
Messenger RNA from Prorocentrum cordatum, 1746 nucleotides. Lineage: Eukaryota; Dinophyceae; Prorocentrales; Prorocentraceae. The record is from the annotation of a GenBank genome assembly.